CCGCCCUCCAGGUGGGUGUGAGCUCACUGCGGCGCUCGGUGCCGGCUCUUCCCGCUGCAGCCGCCGAGUGACGUCACUCCGGUUCCCAGCACUCCCCGCGCGGCGGACCGUUACCCUCAGGAUGGCGCUCUGUGUGAGGAAACUCCGCGCGGCCCCGGCCCUGGGAAAUAGGUGGAGGAAUGGAGCCCGCGGGGCGGGAGGAGCGGCCGGGAGACUGCGCGAGGGGAACCGGGUGAGACUGACCGACCGGAAAUACCGACUGACUGACCGGAAAUACCGACUGACUGACCGGAAAUACCGACUGACUGACCGGAAAUACCGACUGACUGACCGGAAAUACCGAGAGCUUUAGAGAGCGACUUACUGAAUGUUCUGAAAGCUUUGCGGAGAGACCGGCCGGAUACACCGAGUUACAUACCAUAUAGAGGGACUGUGUGUAUUAUAGAGAGAGAGAGAGAGAGAGAGAGAGAGAGUUACAUUCCAUAUAGAGGGACUGUGUGUAUUAUAGAGAGAGAGAGAGUUACAUUCCAUAUAGAGGGACUGUGUGUAUUAUAGAGAGAGAGAGAUAGAGAGUUACAUUCCAUAUAGAGGGACUGUGUGUAUUCUAGAGAGAGAGAGAGAGUUACAUUCCAUAUAGAGGGACUGUGUGUAUUAUAGAGAGAGAGAGAGUUACAUUCCAUAUAGAGACUGUGUGUAUUAUAGAGAGAGUUACAUUCCAUAUAGAGGGACUGUGUGUAUUAUAGAGAGAGAGAGAGAGAGAGAGAGAGAGAGAGAGAGAUACAUUCCAUAUAGAGAUAGAGGGACUGUGUGUAUUAUAGAGAGAGAGAGAAAGUUACAUUCCAUAUAGAGGGACUGUGGUAUUAUAGAGAGAGAGAGAGAGUUACAUUCCAUAUAGAGGGACUGUGUGUAUUAUAGAGAGAGUUACAUUCCAUAUAGAGGGACUGUGUGUAUUAUAGAGAGAGGGUCUGUGUGUAUUAUAGAGAGAGAGAGAGUUACAUUCCAUAUAGAGGGACUGUGUGUAUUAUAGAGAGAGAGAGUUACAUUCCAUAUAGAGGGACUGUGUGUAUUAUAGAGAGAAAGAGAGAGUUACAUUCCAUAUAGAGGGACUGUGUGUAUUAUAUAGAGAGAGAGAGUUACAUUAUAGAGGGACUGUGUGUAUGAGAGAGAGAGAGUUACAUUCCAUAUAGAGGGACUGUGUGUAUUAUAGAGAGAGAGAGAGAGAGAGAGAGUUACAUUCCAUAUAGAGGGAGUGUGUGUAUUAUAGAGAGAGAGAGAGAGAGAGAGUUACAUUCCAUAUAGAGGGAGUGUGUGUAUUAUAGAGAGAGAGAGAGUUACAUUCCAUAUAGAGGGACUGUGUGUAUUAUAGAGAGAGAGAGAGUUACAUUCCAUAUAGAGGGACUGUGUGUAUUAUAGAGAGAGAGAGAGUUACAUUCCAUAUAGAGGGACUGUGUGUAUUAUAGAGAGAGAGAGAGUUACAUUCCAUAUAGAGGGACUGUGUGUAUUAUAGAGAGAGAGAGAGUUACAUUCCAUAUAGAGGGACUGUGUGUAUUAUAGAGAGAGAGUUACAUUCCAUAUAGAGGGACUGUGUGUAUUAUAGAGAGAGAGAGAGAGUUACAUUCCAUAUAGAGGGACUGUGUAUAUUAUAGAGAGAGAGUGAGUUACAUUCCAUAUAGAGAGAGAGAGAGAGUGUUACAUUCCAUAUAGAGGGACUGCGUGUAUUAUAAAUGUUAAAUCCCUUUAUAGAGAGACCCGGGCUAUUCAAUAAAGUGAGAAUCAUCGGGAAUUCAAAGUCAGUCUCACAUUUAUGGCCAAAGUAGCCGAACUGGACACAUAGCUGAAUUGAAGAUUGUUUUAAUUUGCGCUUUUUAUUACUUAAAAAUCACCUUGAAUUACCAACAAUUUUCAUUUUAGUGAUUAACCCAGGAAGUCUGUGUGCAAAUAUACACGGACUGUGUACCUUGAGAGGCUGUGCUCCCUUACUGAUUGCCCAAUGUACAUUCUUAGAAUCACAUUGUCUGUCCUCGCGAUCCCAUCCCCAGCACUCUCAGCACUCUGCGAUCCCAUCCCCGGCACUCUCAGCACUCGGCGCUCCCAUCCCCGGCACUCUCAGCACUCGGCACUCUCAGCACUCGGCGCUCCCAUCCCCGGCACUCUCAGCACUCGGCGAUCCCAUCCCCGGCACUCUCAGCACUCGGCGAUCCCAUCCCCGGCACUCUCAGCACUCGGCGAUCCCAUCCCCGGCACUCUCGGCGCUCCCAUCCCCGGCACUCUCGGCACUCGGAGAUCCCAUCCCCAGCUCUCGGCGAUCCCAUCCCCAGCACUCUCAGCUCUCGGCGAUCCCAUCCCCAGCACUCUCAGCUCUCGGCGAUCCCAUCCCCAGCACUCUCAGCACUCGGCGAUCCCAUCCCCAGUUCUCGGCGAUCCCAUCCCCAGCACUGUCAGCACUCGGCGAUUCCAUCCCCUUACAAGUCUACUUCAUAAAACCCAGUUUAAGCUAGCACAGAUCCUAGUGGUUUAUUCACUAAACAUUGAAUUGUAGCAAAAUAAAAAAUCUGAAUGGCAACAUUUAAGCUAAAAUAGAAUUUUACCAUUUCGAUUUUAGGUUGCUAUGAUUUGGAGUUUGCUGAAUAAAGUACAUUGAUGUACGGAGCAGGUUUAAUAUUUGUAUUCGUGUUUUUUUGCUGAUAUUCUAAUUCUGUGCAUCCAUAAUAUUUAUUUCCAGUUCCGUGCUGUCACCUGGGAUCCAGAGCUGAGCCCCCGUCCUCGUAUCCCUGCUCCCCACAGACAUCCUUUGCCUUCAGUACGUAGUGCGGUUUUACCACAAGCCAAGCACGAGGGCUCCCGGAUGCACCCAUCUCAGAGCAGGCAUGUCAAAGCCCUGCGACAGCUGCAAGAGAUUUUACAGUACAGUAAAGGACAGUCAUCUACACAACUUAUACCUUAUCAGCCCGGUGCCAAGUCUGUAGAUAUAUGCCCAUUGGGAAGAGAGAGCUGGUAUUUGAGCAGUGCCCAGUUGGACUGUUUCAGAAGUUUGUUUGAACCAGGAGUGUGUCGAACUCCAUACCAGGAUCUGGCAUGCACCUCUCCUAGUAUUCAGAAAGGAGUGCUAGCUUUUCAGCUAAGUAAGAAGGUUGGAGUGAGUCCCUCGCCAGGAGGAAACCAGGAGGACAUGGAGCAGCACUUGGCAAUAAUGCACGCAAAGCUGAGGGAAGAAGUGAGUACCGCUCUGACCGCCCAUAUUCCCACUCACUAUAACUAGAACUACUGAUAAAUCCAGAGCUAAACACACGAGUGCAUGUAACUGCUUUGAAAAAUCCGCCUCCCUAACUGUCUUCUAAGAUAGAUCUUUAUAUCAAACACUGUUGCUUUAUGCUCUAACAGAUCACUGUAGAUUUAAGAAAAGGUAGUAAUGUCAUUAUUUAAUAACUGCAAUAGUCAAUGUUUGUUCCAAAUUGUAUAUACCCUGUUAGCAUUCUGUUGUCAAGUAAGGUGUGCCCUGCAGGACACUCUGUGUCAGGCAAAGAGUAAGAUAUAUUCAUAUUUCCAUUAUUAAUUGCAGUGUGUGUUCACUAUUACAGUGAGCGUGUGCAUUGUCUGUGCUCAGUAUUUACUGUGUGUGUACUCAGUGUUCUUACUGUUGACUUAUGCAGUGUGUGUGCGCUCGGUGAUACUAUUGGCACGUGCAGCAUGUGUGCUCAGUGUUCUUACUGUUGGCUUAUGCAGUGUGUGUGCUCAGUGUUCUUACUGUUGGCUUAUGCAGUGUGUGUGCGCUCGGUGAUACUAUUGGCACGUGCAGUGUGUGUGCUCGGGGUUCUUACUGUUGGCUCGUGCAGUGUGUGCGUGCUCAGUGUUACUGUUGGCCCAUGCUGUGUGUGUGUGUGUGCACUCAAUAUUCUUACUGUUGGCUCAUGCAAUGUGUGCUCUGUGUUACUGUUGGCUCAUGCAGUGUGUGUGUGUGUGUGUGUGUGUGUGUGUGUGUACUCCGUGUUCUUACUGUUGGCUCGUACUGUGUGUGUGUGCGCGCUCACUGUUUUUACUGUUGGCUCGUGCAGUGUGUGUGCGCGUGCUCAGUGUUACUGUUGACUCGCGCUGUGUGUGUGCACCCAUUGUUCUUACUGUUGGCUCGUGCUGUGUGUGCGUGCUCAGUGUUAAUGUUGGCUUAUGCAUUGUGUACGUGCUCAGUGUUCUUACUGUUGGCUCGUGCAGUGUGUGUGUGCUCAGUGUUAAUGUUGGCUUAUGCAUUGUGUACGUGCUCAGUGUUCUUACUGUUGGCUCGUGCAGUGUGUGUGUGCUCGGGGUUCUUACUGUUGGCUCGUGCAGUGUGUACGUGCUCAGUGUUCUUACGGAUGGCUCGUGGAUUGUGUGUUCAGUGUUUUUACUAUUGGCUCGUGCAGUGUGUGUGUGCGCUCAGUAUUACUCUUGGCUCAUGCAGUGUGUGCACUCAAUGUUCUUACUGUUGGCUCGUGCAGUGUGUGCGCGCUCAGUGUUCUUACCGUUGUCUCGUGCAGUGUGUGUGUGCUCAGUGUUAGUUGACUUGUGCAGUGUGUGCUCAGUGUUCUUACUGUUGGCUCACGCUGUGUGUGCUCAGUGUUUUUACUGUUGGCUUAUGCAGUAUGUGCGCGCUCAGUGUUACUGUUGGCUCGUGCAGUUUGUGUGCUCAGUGUUCUUACUGUUGGCUUAUGCAGUAUGUGCGCGCUCAGUGUUACUGUUGGCUCGUGCAGUGUGUGCGUGCUCAGUGUUCUUACGGAUGGCUCGUGCAGUGUGUACGUGCUCAGUGUUCUUACGGAUGGCUCGUGGAGUGUGUGUAUGCGCUCAGUAUUACUAUUGGCUCAUGCAGUGUGUGCGCUCAGUGUUCUUACUGUUGGCUCGUGCAGUGUGUGUGCUCAGUGUUCUUACUGUUGGCUCGUGCAGUGUGUGUGCGCUCAGUGAUACUGUUGGCUCGUGCUGUGUGUGUGCUCUGGGUUCUUACUGUUGGCUCAUGCAGUGUGUGCUCUCAGGGUUCUUACUGUUGGCUUGUGCAGUGUGUGUGCUCGGGGUUCUUACUGUUGGCUCGUGCAGUGUGUGUGCGCUCAGUGAUAUUGUUGGCACGUGCAGUGUGUGCUCUCAGUGUUCUUACUGUUGGCUUAUGCAGUGUGUGUGCGCUCAGUGUUCUUACGGAUGACUCGUGCAGUGUUACGUGUUCAGUGUUCUUACUGUUGGCUCGUGCUGUGUGUGCUCAGUGUUUUUACUAUUGGCUUGUGCACUGUGUGUGUGCGCUCAGUAUUACUCUUGGCUCAUGCAGUGUGUGCUCUCAGUGUUCUUACUGUUGGCUUAUGCAGUGUGUGUGCGCUCAGUGUUCUUACGGAUGACUCGUGCAGUGUUACGUGUUCAGUGUUCUUACUGUUGGCUCGUGCUGUGUGUGCUCAGUGUUUUUACUAUUGGCUUGUGCACUGUGUGUGUGCGCUCAGUAUUACUCUUGGCUCAUGCAGUGUGUGCGCUCAUUGUUCUUACUGUUGGCUUGUGCAGUGUGUGUGUGCUCGGGGUUCUUACUGUUGGCUCGUGCAUUGUGUGCGCUCAGUGUUCUUACUGUUGGCUUAUGCAGUAUGUGCGCGCUCAUUGUUACUGUUGGCUCGUGCAGUUUGUGUGCUCAGUGUUCUUACUGUUGGCUCGUGCAGUGUGUUCGUGCUCAGUGUUCUUACGGAUGGCUCGUGGAUUGUGUUCAGUGUUUUUACUAUUGGCUCGUGCAGUGUGUGUGUGUGUGUGUGCUCAGUGUUAGUUGACUUGUGCAGUGUGUGCUCAGUGUUCUUACUGUUGGCUCGUGCAGUGUGUGUGUGCGCUCAGUGAUACUGUUGGCACGUGCAUUGUGUGCGCUCAGUGUUCUUACUGUUGGCUUGUGCAGUGUGUGUGUGCUCGGGGUUCUUACUGUUGGCUCAUGCUGUGUGUGCUCAGUGUUUUUACUGUUGGCUUAUGCAGUAUGUGCGCGCUCAUUGUUACUGUUGGCUCGUGCAGUUUGUGUGCUCAGUGUUCUUACUGUUGGCUUAUGCAGUAUGUGCGCGCUCAGUGUUACUGUUGGCUCGUGCAGUUUGUGUGCUCAGUGUUCUUACUGUUGGCUCGUGCAGUGUGUACGUGCUCAGUGUUCUUAUGGAUGGCUCGUGGAUUGUGUGUGUUCAGUGUUUUUACUAUUGGCUCGUGCAGUGUGUGUGUAUGCGCUCAGUAUUACUGUUGGCUCAUGCAGUGUGUGCGCUCAGUGUUCUUACUGUUGGCUCGUGCAGUGUGUGUGCUUAGUGUUCUUACUGUUGGCUUAUGCAGUGUGUGCGCUCAGUGUUCUUACUGUUGGCUCGUGCAGUGUGUACGUGCUCAGUGUUCUUACGGAUGGCUUGUGCAGUGUGUACGUGCUCAGUGUUCUUACGGAUGGCUCGUGGAGUGUGUGUUCAGUGUUUUUACUAUUGGCUCGUGCAGUGUGUGUGUGUGCUCAGUGUUCUUACUGUUGGCUCGUGCAGUGUGUGUGCUCAGUGUUCUUACUGUUGGCUCGUGCAGUGUGUGUGCUCAGUAUUUUUACUGUUGGCUCGUGCAGUGUGUGUGCGCUCAGUGAUACUGUUGGCACGUGCAUUGUGUGCACUCAGGGUUCUUACUGUUGGCUUGUGCUGUGUGCGCUCAGUGUUUUUACUGUUGGCUUAUGCAGUAUGAGCGCGCUCAUUGUUACUGUUGGCUCGUGCAGUUUGUGUGCUCAGUGUUCUUACUGUUGGCUCGUGCAGUGUGUGCUUAGUGUUACUGUUGGCUUAUGCAGUAUGAGCGCGCUCAUUGUUACUGUUGCCACGUGCAGUGUGUGUGCGCUCAGUGUUCUUACUGUUGGCUUAUACAGUGUGUGUGCGCUCACUGUUCUUACUGUUGGCUCUUGCAGUGUGUGUGUGUGUGUGCGCUCAGUGUUGCUGUUGGCUUAUGCAGUGUGUGUGUGUGUGCGCUCAGUGUUCUUACUGUUGGCUCGUGCAGUGUGUGUGUGUGCUCAGUGUUACUGUUGACUUGUGCAGUGUGUGCUCAGUGUUCUUACUGUUGGCUUGUGCAGUGUGUGUGCUUGGGGUUCUUACUGUUGGUUUGUGCAGUGUGUGCGUGCUCAGUGUUACUGUUGGCUUAUGCAGUGUGUGUGUGUGUGUGCGCUAAGUAUUCUUACUGUUGGCUCGUGCUGUGUGUGCUCUCAGUGUUACUUUUGGCCCGUGCAGUGUGUGUGUGUGUGUACUCCGUGUUCUUACUGUUGGCUCGUACUGUGUGUGUUUAGUGUUUUUACUGUUGGCUCGUGCAGUGUGUGCGCGCUCAGUGUUUUUACUGUUGGCUCGUGCAGUGUGUGCGCGCUCAGUGUUUUUACUGUUGGCUCGUGCAGUGAGUGCCUGCUCCGUGUUCUUACUGCUGGCUUGUGCAGUUUGUGCUCAGUGUUCUUACUGUUGGCUCGUGCAUUGUGCGUGUGUGCAUUCAGUGUUUUUACUGUUGGUUUGUGCAGUGUGUGCACUCAGAGUUACUGUUGGCUCACACAGUGUGCGUGUGUGCUCAAUGUUUUUUUAUUGAAGGCUUGUGCUGUGUGUUUGCGCUCAGUGUUUUUACUGUUGGCUUGUGCUGUGUGUUUGCGCUCAGUGUUUUUACUGUUGGCUUGUGCUGUGUGUUUGCGCUCAGUGUUUUUACUGUUGGCUCGUACAGUGUAUACGCACAGAAAGAUGUUACAAAAGUUCUAAACCUAGCUUGACCUACAUCCACAGCAGUACUGAACCAAAGACUGAUUAGCAGAUAAGCAAUACUUUCUCUAACAGUUUAACGCCUUAGACCACACCCUUAAGAAUCAUUAUCAGCCCCUGUAGAACCCACCCUCAUACAUUGUCCUGCUUAAUUUGUUCUAUGCAGCCCUGCUACUGUUAAAUUAGUCCGAUAUUUCAUUUGGUAUAGAAGUGUUGAUAGCUGGUUUAUUAUGAUGGAAAUAUUCUAUCACUGGUCCAAAAGGACCCAGAAACAGAACAAAUCUGAAACUGGCCCCAAUGUCAUUAGGGCAACCCCCUGAAAAUGAAACAUCAAUGAUGUCCAUUGAGUAUUGCCCCUCCCAUAGAACCUUGCUCCUCCCCUUCUUCCUCCGAUAUAACCUUGCUCCUCCCCUUCUUCCUCUGAUAUAACCUUGCUCCUCCCCUUCUUCCUCCGAUAUAUAACCUUGCUCUCACUUUCAUCUUUCUCCAUCCUGUAGUGCAUUUCCAUUGUCUCACAUUUGUUUGUUUACCAAUAAUAUCUGGCCUUUCUUUUGUAGUUGCCGAUGAUGAUGAAGAGACUGGAUUUUUCUAUAUACAGGAAAGACGUGGAGUUUGUCAGUAGCAUGCUACACAUACACACACGGUGAGAGCCUCUCUAUAUUGGUACUUCCCCUCCAUAAUUCUCCUGCUGCGAUCUGGCUGAUCAUGAGCUUUUUCUUACAGAGGUCUCGUUCUGUACCAGCUGCUUGUGUCACUCUCCCGACUGCUGUUUCUGAGUUAUUUUUCCAAUACCCAUGUCUCUGUCCUGAAGUUGACGACUCACCCAGAAACCUGCAGUAUCCAGGCUCGCUGGUCAGUCUCAGGCCUUCCCCUGCACUCUGUUUUCUUUUACAUUUUCCGCACGGACAAAGCAGAGCUAUACAGGUUAGCAUUUUCUUUGACUGGAGGCAGGUGACACUGCCUUUAUAUUUUAUAUACGCUUUGACCCAUAACCUGAUUCUAAUAUUUAUGUUUUCAGUACAUAUGAUGCUCACUCCACCUUUUAUUUGGCUGCUGAUGGUCUGAUACGUCUACAUAAAUUGGAGCAGGUGAGUAUAUUAAAGCCUGGUGACUGAGCCUAACCAAUAAGUAUACACCGACAUGGACUCUUCAUUUAGUGAUUCAGUGACCUAGAAAUACUGGAUAUUAGUCUGUUUAUAAUCCUACAGAGUAGAAUGGAAAUAGAGGGUGCGCCCUGUAGCCAUACACCGCUAUAAAGGUGCUGGCAGUCUGUGUCUAAUCCAUAGGAAAAGAGGGAAAGUAGUUAAAUCUUGACCUAUAGCAAUUUAAUGACACAGACAAUCAAUCAAGCCCAUAUCUCCCAACAUUUCUAAUCGACGAAGAGGGUAACUUUCAUUUCGGGCGUGUGAUCAGACACCAAUGGUAGAGAGCUCAUAGAAAAGAGGGACAAUUGGGAGGUAUGCUCAUACAGGUAAAGGAGACCCACAGUUAUACACUAAGACAGACUGAAUUGAGAUAAGAGUGUAAGCUUAUGGAGUUUUUAGUCUGAGCCUCCCACGUAUGGAGUGGUCCUUGCAGGAAGAUAGGAUGUCUACCUUUCUAAAGUUAUUCUUCAUAUAUCUCUCUGUGUAGGUGAUGCCCUCUGCGCCGCUCACACUUCCCAAGAAGACUGUCCUUGCCGCCGCCCUAAUCGCCCUGGGACUUGGAGAGCAUCGCCCGGCAUUAAAUCUUCUAUCUUCCCGUAAAAUAGUCCACAAACUCUGAUAUCUGAUGAUUGGAAGUGUAUGUUUUUCUUUGCACGUUGCUGCUGCUUAGGACAUGUUAUCUAAGCGACCUUCAGUGUAGGAAUUUCCACUUAAAUCUUCUAGCCAGCAAAGGCUUAGGAAAUGCCCUCUGCUUCCCGAUCGCAAGGAGCAAAGUAAACUCCUGAUAGUAUUAUCCAGCGGCUAAUAAACACUGACCUAACCAUAUGGGUGGUGGGAAAAAGGAUGGCAUUAAAAUUGGUAAUCAUGGGCCAACAACCUGUACCUGUUGAGCAAGUGGGAGGAGCAGGGGCUGUGUACCCACCUUACCCACCCCAUUUCCUCUGUACUGGUCACCGUAUUGGAGAGAAUAUGAAGGUGUCUGACACUGUGGAGCAUGUAGGACCAAGCUAGGAGAUUAACAAAUAUUGCUGUGGGUGCAGAUCCUCAGUAUUUCCCACUAGAUCACUGGGUAAGGGCUGGAUUUACAGCAGGACAUCCUGUAUCUUAUUAAAUUCGUUCCAUGAGCCCCUUCUAAGGUGGAGUUCAUCACCCGCUGGAGAGUCUACAGGAGGCUUGUUGCUGCAUUAGAGGAUGCACCUUAACCUGUGGCUUAUUAAGGUUCUUCCCAUCUGCCUUCAUUCUCCCUGUCAUCUUUCAUUCUGUAUGAAACCACUGCUGGAGGCUGGUUAUGAUGUCCCCCUGCUGAGAUGCACUGUACGCAUGAAUGUGUAACAUAUACUGUAUAUAAUUAAAUUAUAACAAGUGUCCUACAA
Pelobates cultripes (western spadefoot toad) is the source of this 10218-nucleotide messenger RNA. NCBI's taxonomy places the organism in Eukaryota, Metazoa, Chordata, Amphibia, Anura, Pelobatidae. The record is from the annotation of a GenBank genome assembly.